Populus euphratica (Euphrates poplar) is the source of this 1134-nucleotide messenger RNA. RefSeq lists its product as uncharacterized. The record is from RefSeq and is a predicted model, not a curated record. NCBI's taxonomy places the organism in Eukaryota, Viridiplantae, Streptophyta, Magnoliopsida, Malpighiales, Salicaceae. The transcript has 3 exons. Bases 51 to 974 code for a protein of 307 amino acids.
UCACCCUUUUCUUCUAGCAUGAAGUUCAAGAGUAAAAUUGAACAAAUACGAUGAUGUGUAGUGCAAGGAUUAGAAUCCCGUUUGAUCAACAAAAUUUGAUGUCUAACGUCAGCCAGUUUGAGUUACUUGAUCAACCGGCGCCGAGUUUAUCUGAAAUGGUUUUCGGGUUUCUUGAAGACGGUGAGUCUUGGUCGGAAAGCGGGAGUAGUGAAGGGUAUCAUGAAAAUAAGAUAAUGGAUUUGGAGGAGGAAGAGGAAGAGAAUAAUGGCAAUGUGGAAGAGAACAGGAGUUUCUGGGAGAACCAACACCAGCUUCUACAUGCAACGCUGUGCAGGACUACUUCCUUGGAAUCUAGCAUUAGAAGUAUCACUAAAGAUGCAUUGAAGGAAAGACAAAUGGCUGGAAAUUGUAGUUGCGGUAGACCAAUGGCUUCCGGCUGUCGGAGUUGCUUGAUGGCAGAAGUCUCUAGCCGUCUACGAAAUGCCGGUCACAAUAGUGCCAUUUGCAAGACUAAAUGGAGAAGCUCGCCUGAUAUCCCAGCAGGAGAGCAUACUUUUAUGGAUGUGAUAGACAACACAGUUUCAAAAAGAGGGGAGGUGAGAGUUAUAAUCGAAUUAAAUUUUCGGGCAGAGUUUGAGAUGGCGAAAGCAAGCGAAGAAUACAAUCAACUUGUCCACAGAUUACCAGAAGUGUUUGUUGGGAAAGUUGAAAGAUUAAACUCUGUGAUUAAGACCUUAUGCUUGGCUGCAAAGAAGUGCAUGAAAGAAAAGAAAAUGCACUUAGGGCCAUGGAGAAAGCAAAGGUACAUGCAUGCAAAAUGGCUUGCGACGGCAUGUGAAAGGGCAACGUCUCUGCCUCCCUUGUCGAUGGGACAUUCCAGCCGAUUGCUGAGGCCGAAGGCAUCGAUGCUAACGGUGGAUUUGAAGGAGAUGCUUCCUAACGUACAUUGCACUGCAGCUACGGCUGUGUGGUAAAAGCAUAAAUUUUGUUGUAGCUCUCUUGCUUGCUACCCCGACAGAGUUAGGAAUAUAUGCAAGUUCGUGGGGAGAACAUACAGAGAAAUCAUAAAAAUAAGGGAUAUUUUGUGAUCUUUGAUCGACCAAGAAAUUAUUAAUCACUUCAAAGAAUUUCAAU